Messenger RNA from Actinia tenebrosa (Australian red waratah sea anemone), 1497 nucleotides. RefSeq lists its product as uncharacterized. NCBI's taxonomy places the organism in Eukaryota, Metazoa, Cnidaria, Anthozoa, Actiniaria, Actiniidae. The record is from RefSeq and is a predicted model, not a curated record. Gene Ontology annotation, molecular function: protein binding.
GAGCUCCUAAAAGUAAUAUAUAGAAUUGUGUAUUUUGCUUUAUUGUUUGCUUUGUGGCGUCCAGUUAGAGAGGUUUUUAUAUCUCAUCGGUAAGCAGCUGAGUUAUUAAACAAUCACAAUGCAUCUCGUCCAAGGUCCAAUGUCAACUGCUUCAACUCCUCGCGAACCUUUGGCCUUGGAGCAAGAAACCUUGCCAGAAAUAAUGGCGCCUUCUUGUGAAGGGAGUUUGAAGAUCAUGAACAUUAUAGAGACGAACUCCGAAGUAAUGUGCUGUCGUUUUAGUUUGGAUGGUAGCCUUCUUGCAGCAGGACUUGCUAGUGGCGUUAUUAAAAUAUAUUCCUCAGAAAGUGGACGAUGUAUUUACAGYUUAUCGGAUCAAGAAACGUUGAACAGCCAUCUUCCUGUUACUUGUAUUCGAUGGAAGGCUGUCGCACAAGGAGAAGACUUCAGUCAUAUUCUUCUUGCAACUUAUGCUGAUGGUAGAGUMAAACACUGGCAUGCAUCAACAAGCAGCUGUAUUUCUACAAUUGUUGAACCAAAUCGUCAGACAUUAGCGUGCGGUUUUAACUACUCUGCCAACCAGUUUGUAACCUCAGGGUCAAACUCCAAGAUAAAUGUGUAUGAUGAAAAAACAAAACAGAUUAUCACAACAAUGGAACCAAGUUCUUCUCAUCUUGUAAUGGAUGGUCACAUGAGCCGAGUGUUURCCGUCAAGUAUAUACCUGAAGAUGAUCACAUCUUUGUUUCUGCUGGCUGGGAUGAUACUGUACAGUUCUGGGAUACAAGGGUUGAUAGAAAGCAUUCAUUAAGAAAAAUAUUUGGGCCACAUGUGUGUGGCRAUGCAGUGGACAUCUUACCAGGUAGCCUACAAAUCCUCACUGGCUCAUGGAGAAAGAACAACACCUUACAAAUUUGGGAUUUUAACUCAGGAAAACUUGUCAAAGAUAUACCAGGGGACUAUUUGUCAUCAAUGCUGUACUGUGUGCAGUGGCAGGGAACAGAGGGUGUGCUAACAGGUGGAAGUGACAAAAAUGUCAUGAGAUAUCUGGACCAAUCAACUCUACAUACCAUGGGUAGAUUAGUUGACCUCCCUCGCGCAGUCUACACAGUGGACCAUGACAAGUUUUCAAGUAAUCCAAUUUUUGCCGCAGGAACAGAUAACUUUAUUUAUCUGACCAAGAGAACAUAGCCAAUUAUCUUUCACAGAUUUUGGCAAUGACUGUUUAUUAUAACUGGCAUAUAUAGGACAUUCAGCAUCCAUGUCUCAAAAAAUGCCCAAUCAUCCCUUUCUUUAAAGUUGGGAUCCCUGUGGUUCUGUUUCUUCACUUCCACAGGGUUCCCACACCAUCAAUAUUCGUGGUUAUGAUAGUUUGUAAUAUUUUUAAACUAAUCACUAGAUGUAAUUGAAGCUUAUCAUGUACAUAGACCUUUAAAGCUUGACCAUACAUUUUGCCUUUGUUGAAAUAUGGGAAUUGAAUAAAACCCAUCUGGAUGGUA